ACACCAGCAAUACUAAAGUAUAACCAGCGCAGAUGGAGGCUCCUCCGCCCUACAGUCUCUGCAACCCCAACAAAAAAUCCACCAUUAUCAACGGCUCUUACGCCCUCCUCCAUUCCGUAGCCAUAACUUCCCUGAUUUUCUACAGAGUCUCUUCUUUCUUCCAUUCAACACCUUCCCUCCCUCUCCUUCUAGCGUUCACCUCCGAGCUAAUUCUCUCUGUACUUUGGCUGCUCAGCCAAGCGUUUCUAUGGCGACCCUUCACUCGCCAAACGUUCCCCGAAAGGUUACUGCAAGACAAAAACGAUGAUGAACUACCGGCAAUCGAUGUGUUCAUAUGCACCGCAGACCCGGAGAAGGAGCCGCCAUUAGAGGUGAUGAACACGGUUUUGUCGGCAAUGGCGAUGGAUUACCCGGCGGAGAAGCUAUCGGUUUAUGUUUCGGAUGAUGGAGGUUGCGGUUUAACUUUGUAUGCAAUGAAAGAGGCUUGGGAAUUUGGUCGGUAUUGGGUUCCAUUUUGUACGAGGUUUGGGAUAAAAACCAGAUGCCCCAAGCUUUAUUUUUCGAGGUAUGAUGAUGAAUUUUUGGGACAAGGUUACGAAGCAGAAAAGGAGAAAAUCAAGCUAAAAUACAAAUUGAUGGAAAAGAAGGUGCAAAAAGCAGAAAGCAACGGUAAGAUGCUUGCGGAAUUCAAUACUAAAAAUCAUCCUGCACAUGUCGAGGUGAUGCAAGAUGAAUCCCAUAAUGCAAACGACACAAACCAAGUCAAGAUGCCACGUCUCGUCUACGUUUCUCGUGAGAAAAACCCUUCAUAUCAUCACCAUUUCAAAGCUGGAGCACUCAAUGUUCUUCUCAGGGUCUCCAACAUGAUAAGCAACUCCCCUUACAUAUUGGUUCUAGACUGCGACAUGCGAUGCAAUGACCCGACGUCUGCUAAACAAGCAAUGUGUUUCCAUUUAGAUCCUAAAAUCAAUUCCAACCUAGCUUUCGUUCAGUUCCCUCAAAAGUUUCACAAUCUCAGUAAGAUGGAUAUCUAUGAUGGUCAAUUAAGAUCAACAUUCUUGGUGAAGUGGCCUGGUAUGGAUGGAUUGCAGGGACCAAUGUUAUCUGGAAGUGGUUUUUAUAUGAAACGAAAGGCAUUAUAUAGAGAUAUAGUACAAGAAGAUACCGAUUUCACUCAGUUAAAACAAUAUCUCGGUCCAUCAAAUGAGUUAGUGAAAUCGCUUAAAUCGGCCAAGUACAACACAGAUGUCACCAGCAGAUUGCUUGAAGAAACCAGAUUUUUAGCCUCCUGCAAAUACGAGGAAGGAACUCAGUGGGGAAAGCAGGUUGGGUUCUUGUAUAUGUCGCUGCUAGAAGAUUAUUUUACAGGGUUUAAUCUGCACUGUGAAGGGUGGAAAUCUAUAUUUUAUAAUCCCCCAAGUCCAGCAUUUCUAGGCACAGCUAUAACAAAGUUGAAUGACACAUUAUUACAAGGGUCAAGAUGGAACUGUGGAGCUCUCCAAGUUACAUUCUCAAAGUUUUGUCCUCUAAUUUAUGGGUUAAAAUCAAGGAUGUCUUUGCUUCAAAGAAUGUGCUAUGUUUACCUCUCAUUGCAGCCCUUCUACUUCUUUCCUAUCUGGUGUUUAGCUACUAUUCCUCAACUUUGCCUCUUACAUGGCAUUCCACUAUACCCCAAGGUUUCGAAUUCAUGGUUUAUGGUGUUUUCAUACAUUUUCAUAAUGUCACAAUUGAAACAUUUAGAGGAAGUUCUAUUAACGGGCGAUCCAAUAAGAACAUGGUGGAAUGAACAAAGGAUUUGGAUGAUGAAGGCAAUUAUAUCAUACACCAUCGGCAUGUUGAAUGCUGUUUUGAAGCUUUUAGGAUUGAAAGAAGCAAAUUUCGUCCCAACAAAUAAAGUUGCCGACGAUGAACAAAUCACAUUCUACCAAAAAGGGUUAUUCAAUUUCCAAGCAUCGACUGUCGUUCUUACCCCACUGAUUACGUUGGUUACCUUGAACAUGAUUUGUUUCGCCGCCGGGGCCACCAGGACAGUCGUCGAUGGAAGUUUCAACGCGAUGUUUGGACAAAUUUUCCUCUCGUUUUAUGUCCUAAUGGUGCAAUAUCCUUUGAUCGAUGGAAUGAUUUUUAGGAGGGACAAAGGACGGGUUCCGACUUCAGUUACCCUAUUAUCUCUUGCUAUUUCGGCUUCAUUUUUGUGCUUUGGAUCCCUAAUUAUCAAGUCUUAGAAUUCUCAAGCUGAGCAAUUUUCGAAUAUUUAUAGUAAUUGAUCGUGAUUAACGCGAUUGCAAUCAGAACUGCUGUUUAAACACUUAUUCAACAUUUCGUCUGCUACUUUUGAUCUAUGUUCUUCUAAAGCAAUUUCAGCUCUAGUGAUCAAAUUUGUUUGGGAUAAAUUUAUAAACAUAUUCCAUACUGCUUUUCUUA
Gossypium raimondii (Peruvian cotton) is the source of this 2424-nucleotide messenger RNA. RefSeq names its product cellulose synthase A catalytic subunit 7 [UDP-forming]. Gene Ontology annotation, cellular component: trans-Golgi network; plasma membrane. The record is from RefSeq and is a predicted model, not a curated record. Bases 33 to 2225 code for a protein of 730 amino acids. The transcript is spliced from 8 exons. NCBI's taxonomy places the organism in Eukaryota, Viridiplantae, Streptophyta, Magnoliopsida, Malvales, Malvaceae. Gene Ontology annotation, biological process: plant-type primary cell wall biogenesis; cellulose biosynthetic process. Gene Ontology annotation, molecular function: cellulose synthase (UDP-forming) activity; mannan synthase activity.